Closterium sp. Yama58-4 is the source of this 916-nucleotide messenger RNA. The record is from the annotation of a GenBank genome assembly. Lineage: Eukaryota; Viridiplantae; Streptophyta; Zygnematophyceae; Desmidiales; Closteriaceae.
AUGGCCUGGCUUCACCGCAUCCUCUUUCCCUCCCAUGGAAUCGCACCACAAGCAUCCCUCGUCCCUCGUCCCUUGCAUCUCACUGCCCCUCCCUUUGCCAGCCCCUAUUGCUACGCUGCCCUCCAUUUCUCCCCUCCCCUCCAUUGCUGCGCCUCACCUGGUGCUGCCUCUCCCCGUGCACCUACCUCAUUGUUGCGCGGCACAGGGCCGGCGCUGCGAGACAUGAAGGCGCAGUGGGGCAGUAUAAUACCUGACACCACCAACACCUGGGUGGAGAACGGCGACUGCAACAAUCACGGUUCUUUCGAUCAUCUCUCGUGCGACGGUAGCGGCUUCGUGACAAGAUUAGAUUUAUCAAGCAACUAUCUAACUGGCGCCCUUCCUGAAACCAUUGGCGGCUUCAACAAACUUCUUUACUUCUACAUAGACUCCAACUCUCUAUCGGGCCCACUCCCAUCGAACUUCUCCAAACUCGUUUCACUAAGGGAAUUCGACGCCCACUCCAACAAGAUCAGUGGCCCCCUGCCUGAUGGUAUCGGCGCUCUCACUGCCCUGCAACAACUGUAUCUCUAUAACAACCAAUUGGAAGGGCCGAUCCCAGCAUCCUUCACCCAACUCACUGCGCUAACCCUGAUCGAGCUUCAGUACAACCAGAUUACAGGUCCUCUUCCUGGCAAUCUUGGGAGUGUCUCCCAACUCAUUGCUUUGCGUGCGUACAACAACCAUAUAUCGGGUCCCGUGCCCCCCACACUAACAGCCACAACUAAUCUCCGUUUCAUUGAGCUGGGGAGCAACGAUCUGAGUGGAACCAUCCCUACCAACGUGGCCACCAUCACCACACUACAAACGCUCGAUCUGUCGCACAACGAAAUCAGUGGCCCCUUCCAGAUCACUGGAAUGCACCGUCUCUUUACUU